UCUAAGACGCAUUGUAAGCUAAUUGGAUUUUGACCCAGUUAAAGGUGUCUGAUUGAUCUGUGAGCCUAAUCAUCUUUUUGAGAGGAUCUUCAGCCCCUUUCAUCAGGAAAUGAUUAAACUGACAAAAGCAGUCAAACACAUUUGACCUUUGAGACUGAAGCAUGGAGCCGACCUGAUCGGCAGGAAAGACAUAAAGGCAACGUGACUGUUUGGCUCGCAGGAAUUCAGCUUUCACUGACUUGUAGUUUCUGAUCAGGUCUUAGAUUGAGGUAGCAUGAGUGAGAAAUCGUAGUGUCCUUGUUGAGACGAGGAAAACAAAAAUGUUUCUGCCCUACUCCUGGAUCCUUGAUUCAAACCCAAUAGACAGUUUUUUUCAAGGUCUUGUGGGUGCAAGUGGAAUAUCAGUGCUGUGCAAUUUGAUGAGAGUUUACCACUUCACUCAAACAAUCAGUGAUUCUGAAUCUGAAACUGAAAGCAAACCGAGGUCAUCCUCACCUGACAAUCCUCUGAGGGGGAACUGGAAAGAUGUUCUCCAGUUUUGGUCCCUGGCGGUCCUCCUGUCUCUGGUGGGCUCGAGGGUUUCCUCUCUGAUAGUGCUGGAGUUUUCUCUCAGAGUGGUUUCUGCCUGGGUGUCAGCAGGACUGGAUGCCAAUGGCAGAGGCCUAGACCGGCUCCUGAUCCAGAGCCAGUUCUCCUUGGGUUGCGGCCUCACCUGUACUCUGGUCUUCCUCCAUCAGGGGGCUCCACACAGCUCCCUCAGCUUGUUUCUGGCAGCUGCUCUCAGCUGGGCACUGUCAAGCGCCAGCUACGAUCUGUGGAGCCAUGUGGCCAGACUCUACCCACUACAUAGCACAGAGCGUUAUUGUGGGAAGUGCAUCAACCUCCUGACCUCUGGACACACCAUACUGGCAUCACUGCAAAAAGCGGUUAUCUUGGCCUUUGCUCUAGCAACUGUGGCUUCCACCACUACGAUUUACGACCAUUUCCUGUCCCAGAAAGAUGCUCUGAAGUUUUGGACUCCAUUGACGCUCUGCUACACUAUGCUGGUGGUCUAUAUUCAAGAGGACCAGAAUCGGCAUACUGGUACAGAAGCCCUGAUGCACACUGUACUGCUGCGACUGGGAGCCUUACUGGUGCUCAUGCUGACUGUGGGUGACUGGUCUGAUGUCCUCCACAUCCUCAUCACUUUCCUGGGUGAAGCAGUCUGCCUGCUGCCCUCCCAGGACCUGCUGCAAGCUGCGUUAAAGGAUGAAGAAGACACAAGCUUGAGCAAAUCCAGUCACAAAACAAGGGAACGCACAAAGAAAACAUCAUCAGAUCACAAUUGAUGAUGUACCUGAAAUCUACCUCAAAUACCAGUGACUACCUCCAGUGACAAGAUGUACUAAAACUUGAUAUUAAUAAAACAGUAAAGGAU
This is a messenger RNA of Dicentrarchus labrax (European seabass), 1417 nucleotides long. RefSeq names its product transmembrane protein 82-like. NCBI's taxonomy places the organism in Eukaryota, Metazoa, Chordata, Actinopteri, Moronidae. The transcript has 6 exons. The record is from RefSeq and is a predicted model, not a curated record. Bases 321 to 1328 code for a protein of 335 amino acids.